Messenger RNA from Glossina fuscipes, 1755 nucleotides. It is a transcript of the gene Ucp4A, whose product is annotated as mitochondrial uncoupling protein 4. The record is from RefSeq and is a predicted model, not a curated record. The transcript is spliced from 5 exons. NCBI's taxonomy places the organism in Eukaryota, Metazoa, Arthropoda, Insecta, Diptera, Glossinidae. Gene Ontology annotation, biological process: response to cold. The coding region runs from base 674 to 1642 and encodes 322 amino acids.
UUGGCAUCCCUAAUUAGUGUCAACAUUAUCAUUUCUAUUAAUAAUAAUAUUUUAUUUAAUGUCUGCAUCAUGUUAAUUAAUAAGCAUGCAAUGAACAAUAUCAAUGGUGAAUAGAGGAAAAGAAGAAGUGUGAUUUGGCAAAAAUGACGUGGAAUAAUAUAAGAAAGGAGAAAGUGAUAUCUCAGCAGUUACCAGCCUCCUAAUUAUCUUUUAUGUUUUCCUAUUCAUAAUACAGAAAGCAUAAAUGCGCCGCAAUUAAGGACUAUUCAAUGGUAUGGUAUGUAGUGAAUACUUCAAGCGUGCGUAGCCGUGUGCGUGUGUGUGUACAUCUAAUUGUGUAUGAUGUAGUUGUCGCUUAAUGUUCUACUUAAGUUUAUAUAAAUAGAAUAUUUGAUUGAAGCACUGUUUUGAUAUUAUAUACCCGUCUACCAAUACAUACACUGCAUACGUGGAAACUUGGUAUAUAAUGUAAUACAGAAAGUCAAAGCCGUUAAAUUUCUAGCAUAUCAAACACCCUGUUGACGUGAAAAAGCAAAAAAUAUAAUUUAAAAAUUUGAAAGUUUACAAAAAAUUAAACAAUAGAUGAUAAUAGUUUUCAAAUCGGUUUAUUUUUGUAUUUCUUUUUCAAAUAAAGAUUUUUGCCGAAACCAAAUAGUUUAGCAAAUAUAAGACAAUGGUUGAAAAGAAACCAAUCGUUACCGAUACUAAAACACCGUUAACGGAAAAUGUUGAGAAACGCUUCAUCGACACUAUACCAUGUACAUAUAUUCUGUCUGUGUUAGCAGCAACAAACGCUGAAUUAAUUACCUAUCCACUGGAUCUAACGAAAACUCGCCUACAAAUUCAGGGUGAACUUGCCAAAGCUCAAGAAGUUAAGGCGAAGUAUCGUGGUAUGUUAGCCACGGCAUUUGGUAUUGUUAAAGAAGAAGGACCCCUGAAAUUAUGGUACGGCGUGUCUUCAGUUAUAUAUCGUCAUAUGAUUUACAGCGGUGUAAGAGUUUGCACUUACGAUUAUUUACGCACUACGUUUGGUCAUGAUAAUCUCCCCGUGUGGAAAUCGGCCUUAUUUGGCCUUCUGUCUGGUUGCCUUGCACAGUGGUUAGCCAAUCCCGCUGAUCUUGUUAAAGUACAAAUGCAAAUGGAGGGUAAACGUCGUCUAAUGGGUGAACCGCCGCGCAUCCUUAGUUCCCAUCAAGCUUUUGUAGACAUUUACAAACGCGGCGGGAUAGUGGGCCUUUGGCAAGGUAGUGUACCCAGCGUGCAACGUGCUGCUCUAGUAAAUUUGGGCGAUUUAACUGCUUAUGACUUGGCCAAAAGGUUUCUUAUACAUAAAAUGGAAAUGAAGGAAGGUCCAUUGGCACAUAUGCUAGCGUCCUUCGUCGCCGGAUUUGUGGCUGCAGUUGCCGCUACACCAGCAGAUGUGGUGAAAUCUCGAGUCAUGAACCAGCCGACUGAUGAAAGAGGCAGAGGCAUCAUCUAUAAGGGUUCUCUGGAUUGUUUGAAGCAAACUGUGAGCGCAGAAGGUUAUAUGGGCCUUUAUAAAGGUUUCGUGCCUCACUGGAUACGUUUAGGACCUUGGGCUUUGACUUUUUGGGUUACCUUCGAACAACUUCGAAGCAUUCUUGGUGGUGCAGCAUUUUAAUUCAACAUGAAGUUGAUUUACUGCACUAACUUAUUGCUAUGGCUGUAGAUGUUGAAAGUUUUUUAAGGCGCACCUUAAAUUGUUUAUUACAACAGCAGUAAAAAAAUGUGAUC